Messenger RNA from Myxocyprinus asiaticus (Chinese sucker), 5969 nucleotides. RefSeq names its product cytosolic carboxypeptidase 4-like. The transcript has 24 exons. The record is from RefSeq and is a predicted model, not a curated record. Gene Ontology annotation, biological process: protein side chain deglutamylation; C-terminal protein deglutamylation; proteolysis. The coding region runs from base 38 to 3346 and encodes 1102 amino acids. NCBI's taxonomy places the organism in Eukaryota, Metazoa, Chordata, Actinopteri, Cypriniformes, Catostomidae. Gene Ontology annotation, molecular function: zinc ion binding; metallocarboxypeptidase activity.
UGGAAGCCUCACUAAUGGGGCACGAGUAAGGCCCACCAUGGCAGCUCCAAGCUCCAGCGGACUUGAAGUCCUUUUGAACACACUGCAGAACGCUGGAGAUAUUGAUAGCAUGCUAAACAUCCUGAAUGUCCUGGAUGAACUGUUGUCAGCAGGCACAGACAGACGGAUUCAUUAUAUGAUAUCGAAAGGAGGCAGCGAAGCUCUGCUGACAGCUUUGGUGAGCUCCGCCCGGUGCUACACACCCAACUACACCAUCCUACUGCCACUGCUACACCUGCUGGCCAAGGUAGGCCAUCGAGAUCGUCAGAUUGGUCUGAAAGCACAGAAGGCAGACGCAGCUCUAGUGGUUCUGAGUUUGCUUAGGCAAAAUGCAAAGAACGCCCAGAGAGCUGCAGCCUGUCUUUGGGUGCUCCGAGUAUUCUGUUCCUCUGUAACCACAGCGGCUUGGCUGGGAAGGAACCGAGGGCUGGACGUGGUCUUCAAGCUGAUAUGUCCACACACAACCAAGCACUUACGUACUGUAAAGGCUGCCAUCGAUGCUUUUGCUGCAAUGUUAUGCUCAAAGGCCAACUGUCGGACUGCCGUUGCCAAAGGCUACAUUGGCGAUCUUCUGAAGCUGUACGAAGACUGGCACAACAAUGAUGGCAACCUAGAGAACAUUCCUAUCCGCAGAGCCAUAAUGCACUGUCUGCACCGUGCUGCCAACUCAGGUGUAGGCAGAGACGCCUUGGUCGCUGAGGGCGGCAUGCAUAUUCUGUUCCAGACCACUCAGACCUGCUUGACCAUAAAAGGCUUGGAAUCUCUGGUGGAUCUGGCAGUCCAGCUCAUGCGGAAAUGCUAUCCAAAAGUCCCUCUUCCUCUGACUUCAGAUAAGAGUGCCUAUAUUUUUCCUCUUCCUGGAAGGCCUGUCGAUUGCUGGGAUGCUGAUUUAGAGUCUUACGAUGGCGGUUUAGAAGAAGACAGUGACGAGGACACGGAGAACGAAGAGCUAGACAACAGGGACUACGAGGAUGACCUGGAAACAGAUGUGAACAAGUUGCAGCCCAGACCGGAGCCCGACAGACCCCUAGAGCAGCUGAGCCAAUAUGUGUGCUUCUGCCCUGAGCUUCACCACGAAUUCCAGUUGAACAAACAUGUCUUCCAGGAUUUGGAUUCCAGCUCUGAGGUUGAUGAAAGUGCAGAUGAAGACAGUUCUUUGGAGGGGAACUUAAGCCAGAAGAUACCAAGAGGCAGGAGAUCAAAAGCGAGCAAAGGAGACUCAUUGUUGCCCUCCGGCCUAGAUUCGCCCAACUCCCUUGAGUUGAACCCUGGUUCAGAGGAAGACAACCAUCUCCAGACCAGGGAUUUCCACAAGCAUUACCUCAACUGCUCCAGGAACAUCCGAGAGGGCCAUUGCAGCAUGGUGGACAAGCUUCUGGAGAAGUAUGGGAGCUUUAUUCCCAACCACGAUCCACGUCUGUACAAUGCCACUGCUGCCAAUACCAAGUCUAUCGCGGGAUACUCCAUCCUAGCUUUCCCUGACUUCUGGGGUCACCUGCCUCCACAAGGGCAAGAGCCAAUGGCUAAAAGACCACCCCAUGUUCAAAGAAAGAAAGUUUUCGAAGACAUCCAGCGUCUUCUCUGCCCAGAGAAGAUCAUCAACAAGGUUGUUUUUGACAUGGAGGAUCCCAGUCCACAGUGUUCCUACGAGACAUAUCCCAGCUCCCUUCGAUUCUUCUCCAAAUUUGAGAGUGGAAACCUACAAAAAGCCAUUCAAGUCCGCAGUCACGAAUAUGAUCUGAUUCUCAAUGCUGAUGUCAAUUGCUCUGCACACUAUCAGUGGUUCUAUUUUGAAGUCAGCGGUAUGGUGGCCGGUGUGCCCUACCGUUUUAACGUCAUCAACUGUGAAAAAGGAAACAGCCAGUACAACUACGGCAUGCAGCCUGUGCUGUAUUCCGUGAGGGAGGCUCUGGAGGGCAGACCACACUGGGUGAGAACAGGCUCUGAGAUCUGCUACUACAGAAAUCAUUUCUGCCCCAGAAGAGGUCAAAGUUCUUCUUUCUACACCCUGACAUUCAUGGUGACCUUUCAGCAUGACGACGAUGUGUGCUACUUGGCCUACCACUACCCUUACACCUACACCACCCUCCAGACCCAUCUGAAGAUGUUGGAGAAAUCGGUAGACCCACGCAAGGUCUUUUUCAGGCAACAAAAUCUCUGCGACACGCUGGCGGGGAAUUCCUGCUCUUUAGUCACGAUCACAGCCUGCCCUUCUUCCAGAGCCUGGAAACACCUGCACCAACUGCGUAACCGGCCAUGUGUGGUACUGACAGCGAGGGUUCAUCCUGGAGAGAGCAAUUCCAGCUGGGUAAUGAAGGGCACACUGGAGUUCCUGUGCAGCAGUGAUCCUGUUGCAGAGAGCUUGAGGGAGGCUUACAUCUUCAAAAUCAUUCCCAUGCUCAACCCUGAUGGGGUCAUUAAUGGCAACAAUCGUUGUUCUCUCAAUGGCGAGGAUCUGAACAGACAGUGGCUGAAGCCUGACCUUAAUUUCAGCCCAACGAUUUACCACACCAAAGGAUUUCUCUAUUACCUCAACAGCAUAGGCAGAACUCCACUGGUGUUCUGCGAUUACCAUGGCCACUCCAGGAAGAAGAAUGUGUUUCUGUAUGGCUGCAGUAUGAAGGAAACCCUGUGGCAAUCUGGAUCUCCCAUUAACACAGCUUCACUGAAAGAAGACCCGGGUUACAGAACCAUCGCUAAGAUGCUGGACCGAAUUGCUCCUGCGUUCUCCUUCAACAACUGCAACUAUCUGGUGGAGAAGUCUCGGGCGUCCACGGCUCGGGUGGUUGUUUGGAGGGAGAUCGGCGUUCUCCGAAGCUACACGAUGGAAACUACUUACAAUGGCUGCAAUCAAGGCAUCUACAAGGGUCUUCAGAUAGGCACACAUGAAAUGGAAGAGAUGGGGAUGAAGUUUAGUCAAAGUCUUCUUACCCUCAGGAGAAACUCCCUCCUUUACAACAGCCAUCUUAUCCACCACGCUUCUGCUCUGCUGGACCUCAACAACCAAGUCGUCGACCACAAAUCCAAUAAUUGCUAUGAGGAUGAUGAGCCUCCUUGUACUGAGGAGAUCGAGUACUCGUCCUUCAGUGACCCGUUUGGAGCCAACGAUCUGGACAUGGAGGUGAAUGGUAACAUAUCUAGUGCAGAGGAGGAGGAUGAAGGAGAUGCAGACAUCUGCGAGCAUGUGAAACUGCGAACAGACAGGAAGUCCCAUCUCCUUCCUCACUUCCUGCAACAAGACGCCCUGGAGACUCUAACCAUCAAGGAUGGACAGUGUAACGGCAUUAACGUCAGCAACAGCUACUAAUGUUAGGAUACCUUUGUUUGUCUUUUCUGUUAUUUGUAAUUUAUAUUACAUAACAAUAGUGUCUUGAGUAUUAGCUUAUCUUAAGGAAUUAGACUCAGUCAUUAUUUACAUGGCCUCAUGUUGUCCAUAUACUGUACAGUACUAACCCAUGUCAUCCAUUUUUACUUUCUGUCUUAUGUGGAACACAAAAGGAGAUAUCAGCAGAAUGUUAGCUUCAGUCACCUUUCAAUUUGAGUACAUCAUCUUUCCAUACCAUGAAAGUGAAUGAUGACUGAGACUGUCAUUCUUCCUUAUAUCUCCUUUUGUGUUUGACAGGGGAGAAAACAAAAAAAACAAAAACAAAAACCAUACAGGGUUUGGAAUGGCAUGAGGGAAUGAGGCUGAGUAAAAAAAAAUUAUUUUUUUUUUUUUUUUUUUUGUUUUAAACUAAUGGGUGAACUAUCCCUUUAAGGGUGAUAACUACAUAUUUAGUUACCGAGGUAUUGAGUGAAGUCUGAAGUGCUACACAUGCACAUCUGCAAAACAUUGUCAGUGCCUGAACAUAGAUGAGAUUCCACCUUUACAAAUCUAAGUGAUGUAAUUGCAUACAUUGUAUGGCCAAAAUGUAUAUGUGGUAUGCAAAACACCACAGCCAUAUGUGCUUGUUGAGCAUUUGACUUACUUUUGGCCAUGUAGUGUAUUUCAUAGCUAGAACAACACUUGAAGAAUAAUUCACCAUUGCAUUAUUUGAUGAGCCAACGAUUUGGUCUCUGCAGUGAAUCGUACAUCAAUUCAAAUCAUGACAACCUUGUGAGUUUGUUUACGACUCUACUUACUGUAAACAACAGGCUGGUAGCUUGCUGAGCAAAUCAAGAACCUCUGCUAUAUAACUUUUAUUUUCCAUAAGUAUGAUAGCACUUCAUGUAAAGUUUAAUUUUAACAAUAUUUAUUAUAAUAUUAGCUUUGAUCAAAUCAAUAAGCAUUUGUUUUUAGUAUGUUAUGUUAUAAAAUUUUUCAUUUUGAUUAUUAGUUUUAAAGUGAUACUGAUGUUUAUACAGUAUAUAUAUAUAUAUAUAGAGAGAGAGAGAGAGAGAGAGAGAGAGAGAGAGAGAGAGAGAGAGAAUUCUGCGUACAUAAUUGGAUUUGAGAAAUAAGAACUCCUGCACUGAAAUACUGAAUGACUGCUUAAUAGUAAUUAUAUAACAGAGCUCUGGCUGCCAAAAUUUUUUGAUAAGGGCUUUCCUUCUUUUAAGAGCAUUUGUUAUAACAGAAUAAAGAGACAGACACUGUAUUAAACAUAAAAUACAUUCUGAGAGUUGUUGUUUGUGGUCCUAUUUUUUUCUUUCUUCCAUUUUAUUUUUCUUUCCAUUUCAUCCAAUUUAAGUCUUUGAUAUAAUGGUUUGUCAAGUUUUUAUUUUCUUUUUUUUUUUCUUUACAAAGGUGAUGUCUGCAAUUGUGAGACUUUGAGACAGAUUUCAUUCUUUCUCCAAGAAAGUUAGUUGAGUUCUUGUUCAAAUUGGACCUAAAAUCAGCAUCCAACACCGUAACUAUCAUUUUACAAUUGAAUAUUUAAGCUAAUAAUCAAGUCAAUGGCUACUGUGAGGAGUCAAAACAACCAUGGUGAAAAAUUCCACCAACAGGAAAACAUAAUGCUGCUAACUUAACUUUGUAACCAGUGCUGCGAUCACAGAAUAACAACCAGAAAAGCUAACUACACUGUGUUUCUCUGAAUAAAGGCAGUGCACUCUAUUUUUAUUCUUUCUGGGGCAUUCUGAGCUCAAUCUAAACGUGGGUAAUGACUUAGGUGUGACCUCCAUGCUCGUCUCGAGUAAGUCCCUGCAAAUGCCAUGAUGUCCUACCCUGUAAUCUCAUUCCCAAGUACAAAGAGAUCAUCUAAUUAGAUCCUGGCAGGGUGGGCUACGUACCUGAGUACAGAGAGGUGGGCAGGCACCCAUUGGUAUGCUGCGGAUGCAGGAUAUGGCACACACCACAGCAUUUCUUAAUUGUAUCUCUUUCCAGGUCUGUCUACUGCACUAACCCACUGCAGAUGAACCAAGGAGACAUUACCAACUGAAGUGUUAUUCCCUCUUCCCCACUGAAUGACCUUGCAGGAGCUCAUAGGCCUGUGAUUGUGAUUACUACAUUAUCACUUACGUUCAACUAGCAGUGGUUCUCUCUAAAUAGUUAUGGGGGCUCUGAAUUUUACGCCAUUUGGCUACGUAGUGCACAGGGGUUCAAGGAAAGAUGAUAUAAUGUGGAAAGUUUGCCAAAAGUUACAGUUUGUUGUUUUCUUUUCUUUUUUUUUUUUUUUUAGUUGGGGCAAGGUUGUGAUAAUGUUUUUACUGUGAUAAUGUAUUUAUGUAAAUGUAUUUAUGUACUAUGUUUUUCAACUUUUUAAAAUUCAUUGAAACAAUUUGGUGUUGAGUAAAAGUGCCUUGACAAAGCCUUACGAUAUUGACAUCUCAUGAAUGUUCCAUAAAAAUUAGGUCAUUGUUUCAACCAAUACCAGACAGGGAAUUUUGGUGAUGCUAGUAGCACAGAUGUUACACACUUAAAGGGAUAGUUCACCCAAAAUGUGAAAUCCUCUCAUCAUUUACUCACACUCAUGCCAUCCCAGAUGUGUAUGACUUUCUUUCUUCUGCAG